Messenger RNA from Pogonomyrmex barbatus (red harvester ant), 708 nucleotides. RefSeq lists its product as uncharacterized. Lineage: Eukaryota; Metazoa; Arthropoda; Insecta; Hymenoptera; Formicidae. Gene Ontology annotation, molecular function: ATPase inhibitor activity. Gene Ontology annotation, biological process: negative regulation of ATP-dependent activity. Gene Ontology annotation, cellular component: mitochondrion. The record is from RefSeq and is a predicted model, not a curated record.
CGUUCUAAGAAUAGUGUUUCGUUCAUGACUUGGAGAUCACUCAGCAAUCGUCCCUGCCAAGUUCUCGCUGGCCUUCUGGUGUCGAGUAUUUCGUGAUUAAAAAAUGCAACGAGCGAUUACGACGUUUUCGCGGAACAUCUCUGCGUUAAGUCAGGUGAGAAUGGUUGGAGAACGUGGUUCGGGUGCUGGCAAAGGAGGAGGUGGUGGUGGCUCUAUUCGUGAUGCUGGCGGUUCUUUUGGAAAGAUGGAAGCUGCCCAUGAGGACCAGUAUUUCUAUAAUCUGCAAAAAGAACAGUUAAAAAAGAUGCGAGAGAGCCUACAUGAUGAGAUUUCAUUCCACGAGGAACAGAUUAAGCGUCAUCAGGAGGCUAUAAAUCGUCAUAAGAAACGGAUUUCGGAUAUGGAGCAGAAAGAGUGAACGAGAAAGUUAGCGUGAUACUCUUGAUUUCAGUGGCUAUCAUUGGUUUCGAUGUAAAGAAAAAAUAAGUCGAAAAUAGUAGAACUAAUAGAGUAUCACAACAGUUUUUUUUUAUGUAUAAUAAACUGUUACUUAGAUAUUGAAGCAAUGCUUUUAAUAUAUAUACAUAUAAAUAUGUUACUUAAGCAUUGAUUGAUAUUUCCUUGGAUAUUAUAUAUCGCUUGUUCUGGCGAGAUUAUCGUACGAUAUCUUUGUACUUGAAGUGUCUGAAAGACAGCUAAUCUUGAAAA